GCAGUCUUUCGUUUAUUUUACUUCGCCAAGUUCUGCCAAAUUUUCUGCUUUACUCUAUUAAUCGCCAUAUAUAAUAUCUUAUAUCUCUAACCCGCAAAUUGAAAUUUGACCCAGACCUGUUUUUCUGACCAGUUCCAUUAUUAUAAUUACAGGUUACUUCUAUAAAACGUCAUAAGUCAUCUCAUUAAAUUCCAUCACUUCCUAUGUCGGCGAUUCUUCGAAUGUUCUAGAAACUUUAGCACAAGUUUCAAGGAAUGUCACCACAUCAAUAACAUUCAGCUCUUCCUGACGUUCACUUCCAUAUCUGAUCCCAAUAAGUAGGCAAAAUGAGUUCAGUGAUUAGUGUGGAGAAGCUGUUGGAUGAUGGAGAUAGUUCUAUGCUGAUGUCCACACCAACAUAUAAGAGGCCAAAAGCCCCGUUUCUUCGUGAUUCUCUCAAUGUCCCUGCGCCAAUUUCCACACAUGAUCGCACGCUAAUGAAAGAUUUGGGGGGUCGUGUGCAAAAAGAAGGCAAUGAUCCGGAUUGUGUUUGGAAGGAACAGAGGUAUCCGUCUCGAAAGAGAGUUUCUCCUGUUCAUGAUUUCCUUUCUGGUCAAGAGUGUAAAGCACCUAGACUUGCUGAAACACAGGACAUACAAUUGGGUCAACGUGAAACCGAUUUCACCAUCCAAGCUGUUGUGACCGAUGCAAUUCAGAAUGGAGGACAGCCGAUCCAACAUGAUACUGUUUUUGGAAAAGUUGGGGACUUUGGAGAAGACCCUCUUAGAUCACAGGAAGGUGCUUUUGCACAGACAACUAUGCAAGCACCUUUGUUGAAUAAAUCAUCGAAGAUCAAAGGAAAAAACGGGAACUUUGAAGAUAACGAUGAUGAACAAGAAAAGGGGAAGGAACAGUCAGAAAAUAAUAGAAAAGGGAGCACAUCGGUCGUUAAGGAUAAAAAGAAGAAGAAGAAAUCAAUUGAAUUUUCUCAUACUGACAUGAAACUGUUUGAAGGUAGUCUUGCAGGUGCUAAAAAAGAAAGAAGCUCGCAUCGUCGUAAAGUAAGGGAUACGCUACGCUUAUUUCAUGGUGUACAUAGAAAGCUAGUGCAAGCUGAUGAAACAAAGACUAAGGGCCGAGUGGAUUCUAGCAUUAAGCUAAUUGCUGCGGCAAAGAUCCUUAAGGAUAAUGAUAGAUAUGUCAAUACAAAAAAAAUAUUGGGGCCAGUCCCUGGGGUUGAAGUAGGUGAUCUUUUCAAUUAUCGUUUAGAACUUACAAUUAUCGGGCUUCAUAGGCAAAUUCAAAGGGGUAUAGAUUUUAUAAACCAAGAUGGAAAACUUCUUGCAAUAAGUAUCGUGGAUUCUGGGCGUUAUGAUAAUGGUAAGAUUGAUUCUGAUAUACUGAUAUAUACUGGUCAAGGGGGAAAUUUAGCUGGUGGAUGCAAGCUGUUGGAAGAUCAGAAGCUUGAAGACGGGAAUCUUGCUUUGAAGAAUAGUAUCGAAAAGAGGAAUUUGGUUAGGGUUAUUCGAGGGUUCAAAGAGAGGAAGCAGAUCGAUUGGAAACGUACAACAACUGCAACAUAUUUUUACGAUGGAUUGUUUACUGUUGAAAGGUAUUGGCUUGAUCUCGGGCCUCAUGGGAAGUGGAUGUUUAAGUUUGAGCUGAGAAGAGCUCCGGAUCAGCCAGAACAACUGAUGAAAAUGGUAAAGCAAGGAAAGAAAGCGAAGAAAGCAAGGAAAUCUAAGAAACGGGAAACUCAUAAUAUGGAUGAUAUUUCAAAAGGCAAAGAGAAAGCUCCGAUUUGUGCUGUUAAUACCAUUGAUGAUGAGAAAAACCCGCCAUUUACAUAUAUUACCGAAGUUAUGUACCCUGAUUGGUGUCGGCCUAUGCCUCCUACGGGUUGUGUCUGUAAAGACGGUUGUUCAGAUUCAAAGCAUUGUGCCUGUGCCAUCAAGAAUGGAGGGGAGAUCCCAUACAACUAUAGUGGGGCAAUUGUUGAAGAAAAGUCCCUUGUGUAUGAAUGUGGGCCCUUCUGCAAGUGUCCUCCGACUUGUCACAAUAGGGUUAGCCAACAUGGUAUCAAACUUCCUCUUGAGAUUUUCAAGACUAAAUCGAAGGGGUGGGGUCUCAGAUGUCGUACUUCUAUUGCAUCUGGUAGCUUUGUAUGCGAGUAUAUCGGAGAGCUCCUUGAUGACAAUGAAGCCGAACAAAGAACCGACAAUGAUGGAUAUUUAUUUGAUAUUGGGCAAAAUUACACUGAUUUUACUCUUCGUGAAGGGCUUUCGGCACUUAUACCUGACAUGGCGCCUAGUUGUACCGAUGUGGUAGAAAAUGUCGGUUUUACCCUUGAUGCAGCAAAGUAUGCUAAUGUUGGAAGGUUCGUCAACCAUAGCUGUUCUCCGAACCUUAUUGCGCAGAAUGUGCUUUAUGAUCACGAGGACAAGAGAGUUCCUCAUAUAAUGUUUUUUGCAGCACAAAAUAUACCUCCUCUACAAGAGCUUACUUAUCAUUACAAUUAUGAGAUAGAUCAUGUUGUUGAUUCUAAAGGGAAUAUCAAGAAAAAGAGUUGCUACUGUGGCUCAAGUGAUUGCACCGGAAGAAUGUAUUAAUAAAACUUGAGCAGAUCUCCAUUCAAGUAAUUGAAUUAUGAAAUUCUACACAAAUAACAAAAUUGGGAGUACGUCGAUUCCCCAAGAGAGCUUCUAAUGAAAGAAAAUUCCGUUUUGCUUUAUGAUGGCUCCUUCGGCUGAAGCGAGGAGGAAGCUUUUCUUCUUGAAUCUAUACCUUUGAUUAGUCGUUUACUCUUUUCGGUUUUGUAGAAUGUGCAUUGAGAUAGUAUUAAGUCGACUUUUGUCAUCGACUCGUCGUUCUUGAGAUCAGUUUAAUCUUUACGUUUCAUAGAUUUAGUUCAUUGAGAUUAGAAUAGCAGCUUCUUCUGUGAUAGAAAAUAUUUAUCCAAAUUUAAUUUUAGCCUGUAAAAUAAUAAUAUUCAUUAUAACAUUACACAUUUUAAAAAUAAUGAAUU
This is a messenger RNA of Amaranthus tricolor (Joseph's coat), 3004 nucleotides long. RefSeq names its product histone-lysine N-methyltransferase, H3 lysine-9 specific SUVH6-like. The record is from RefSeq and is a predicted model, not a curated record. The coding region runs from base 327 to 2588 and encodes 753 amino acids. Gene Ontology annotation, molecular function: protein binding; zinc ion binding; histone methyltransferase activity. NCBI's taxonomy places the organism in Eukaryota, Viridiplantae, Streptophyta, Magnoliopsida, Caryophyllales, Amaranthaceae. The transcript is spliced from 3 exons. Gene Ontology annotation, cellular component: nucleus.